This is a messenger RNA of Helianthus annuus (common sunflower), 1197 nucleotides long. RefSeq names its product deSI-like protein At4g17486. Bases 258 to 1013 code for a protein of 251 amino acids. The transcript has 4 exons. Lineage: Eukaryota; Viridiplantae; Streptophyta; Magnoliopsida; Asterales; Asteraceae. Gene Ontology annotation, biological process: protein deubiquitination. The record is from RefSeq and is a predicted model, not a curated record. Gene Ontology annotation, molecular function: deubiquitinase activity.
CAUAGUAAAGUGAAAAGUGUGACCGAGAGAGGGUGACCUACUGCCAGCCUAUGCUUCUGCAUUCUGCUCCUUAUCUGUCUCUCUUAUACACACAUACACAGGCGCUAAAUCACUCAAAUACUUCACCUCUUCUGCCAUCUCUCACCUGUUGUUGAGUAAAUGUCGUUAUUCUUCAAUUUCAAUGGCGUUAUUCUUCUGCACUAAGUAUAGGAUGGCAAUAGUUGCUGAUUGACUUCUUUGUUGACCAUCUAAGCACCAUGAAAUUUGUACCAAAGAAGGGAUUGAAGUCAAUUGUAUCACUAUAUUUAAAAGGAAAAACAGCCCGCCCAUUUAAUUUAUUUCCAAAAGUGAAAGCGGAUUAUGGGGCUGGCAAUACACCCGUUUAUCUCAAUGUGUAUGACUUGACACCGAUGAACGGCUAUGCAUACUGGGCUGGCUUUGGUAUCUUUCAUUCCGGUGUUGAAGUUCAUGGUGUAGAAUACGCAUUUGGUGCUCACGACUAUUCCUCAAGCGGUGUAUUUGAGGUUGAACCUCGGCAAUGCCCAGGGUUCAAAUUUAGGAGGUCCAUAUUAAUCGGGAAUACGUCUAUGAACCCUGCCCAGGUCAGAGAGUUCAUGAAGCAUCAUGUAGCAAACUACAAUGGUGAUACAUAUCACCUAAUCGUCAAGAACUGUAAUCAUUUCUGCAACGAUAUCUGCUACAAGUUAACCGGCAAAUCCAUCCCAAAAUGGGUUAAUCGGAUGGCUAAACUCGGUUCAAUGUUUAGCUGUGUUUUACCAGAUGCUCUUCGGCUUCCUGCUGAUAAUCCUCGAAACCUACUGCCUGAGAGUGAGAGUGAGAGUGAGAGUGAGAAACGAAGACUUAGAAGUAACAGUUUUAGUUGUCUCUCAUCAAUCUCAUCAAGGCAGAGACAAUUGUCGACAUCUUCGUUGCUUCUGCAGUCUCCGUUAAAAAGCUGCUUACCAUCCUCAGAGUUGAAACGGUCUAGAAGUCGUGUCCUAAAUGAUAGGUAACGGAUGAUGAAGUUCACUGCUUAAUUUCAUCUUGGUUUGUUGUCCUUUGUUUUUUACCUAAACAAGAUGUAACUGUAAUCACAAAUUUGAAAUUUAAAAUGUAACCUAAAAUAACUGUAAACAUUUCUAAUUUUACUUUAUAUUGGAACUGAAAUAAUAAAAGAUCUUGGAAGGUUGGGAAGUG